CUCUCUCUCUCUCCCUAAAACACACACACUCUACUUAACUCUUACUCUCACACACACAAAUCUUCAUCUCUCUGCCGACAUGGGAUUGGGAUCUUCAACUACAUCAACAACAAUGGCGACAAUCUGCUUUGUUGUUUGUUAGUUCACUUCUUUUGUGGACAUCUACUCUGUUUUUGUCUCAAAACCCUAACCCCAGAUCUACCGCUACCAUGAAUUAACAACAGCUACAACAAGGAAGCGAGCAUGGCGCAGAACUCAGACCCGACCAAGCGUCCCAAACCCGGCCCAUGGCCUCCUGGUCAAGAUUCCAACGACGCACCUGCAAUGCCUCCUUCUUCAUGGGCCAAACGGACCGGUUUCCGCCCUAGGUUCUCUGGAGAGACCAAUGCCAGUGAUUCUGGUCAAAUUACCAGACCUCCGGUCGAUCUCGAGGCUGGACGUGUCCGUCCGGUCCCAGCUGUAAACGGUACGGCUCCACCACCGCCCGCUAAUGCUCAGGCGCAGGUGCAAUCAGAUAAGGAUCAGUCGGUGAAGAAGAAGAGGGAGGCUGAGGGUGGUCCCGCGCGUCUACCGCCCAAGCAUGGGGCUAAUAGGCCGCCGGCUCAUAAUGCUGUGGCGGUUGAGACGCCUGCGGCGCCUCAGCCUAGCCAGAGAGUGGUUAGGAAUGAGAAUGGGGAGAAUGCGUUGCCACAAACUGUUGAUGAUGAAUUUGUUUCUCGUCAUUCACAUAUGAAGUAUGAGCUUAGAGACACUCCUGGUCUUGUUCCCAUUGGUUUCUACGGAUUCCAGCACUAUCUAUCCAUGCUGGGUUCACUGGUUUUAAUUCCGCUUGUUAUUGUUCCAGCAAUGGGUGGUGACCAUGAAGAUAUGUCAAUGGUGGUCUCCACUGUACUUUUUGUUUCGGGAAUGACCACACUUCUACAAGCAAACUUUGGAUCAAGAUUACCCCUCAUUCAAGGUCCAUCUUUUGUCUUUCUUGCUCCUGCGCUUGCCAUAAUAAAAUCCCCUGAGUUCCUUGGAUUGAAUGGAAAUAAUUUCAAGCAUAUAAUGAAGGAACUACAAGGGGCUAUAAUUAUUGCAUCAGCUUUUCAAGCAUUUCUUGGAUAUAGUGGACUAAUGACACUAUUCUUGAGAUUGAUUAAUCCAGUGGUUGUGUCCCCAACUAUUGCUGCUGUUGGACUUUCAUUCUAUAGUUAUGGUUUCCCACAAAUGGGGGCAUGUCUUGAGAUUGGCAUGGUGCAGAUUCUUUUGGUUAUUAUGUUUUCUCUAUACCUUCGCAAAGUAUCUAUUUUAGGACACCGUGUAUUUCUAAUCUACGCUGUACCUUUGGGUCUAGCUAUCACAUGGGCUAUGAGUUUCCUUCUAACUGAAGCAGGGGCGUAUAAAUACGAUGGGUGUGAUGUAAAUAUUCCAACUUCAAACAUGAUAUCCAACCACUGCAGAAACCAUGUUGCCAGAAUGAAAAGCUGUAGAGCAGAUACCUCACACGCCUUAAAUUCUUCCCCAUGGUUCAGAUUCCCAUACCCAUUACAAUGGGGCACACCUGUUUUCAACUGGAAAAUGGCCAUUGUAAUGUGUGUCGCCUCUCUUAUCACUUCAGUUGACUCAGUGGGGUCGUACCAUGCAUCAUCGUUAUUGGUGGCAUCUAGGCCUCCCACGCCAGGUGUCGUGAGCCGAGGGAUUGGUCUAGAAGGUGUGUCUAGUAUCUUGGCAGGGUUAUGGGGCACGGGAACCGGGUCAACUUCUUUGACCGAAAAUGUCCACACAAUUGCUGUUACAAAAAUGGGGAGUCGAAGAGCUGUUGAGUUGGGAGCUUGUGUUUUGAUUGUGUUAUCCUUAGUAGGUAAAGUAGGAGGGUUUAUCGCGUCAAUUCCUCAAGUAAUGGUUGCAGGGUUGUUAUGUAUCAUGUGGGCCAUGCUUGCAGCAUUGGGUUUGUCAAAUCUACGUUACAGUGAAGCCGGAAGCUCACGAAACAUAAUAAUCAUCGGGCUUUCCCUAUUUUUCUCACUUUCCAUUCCGGCCUACUUUCAGCAAUACGCUCUCUCACCUAAUUCCAAUUCCGCCGUUCCAAUUUACUUCCAGCCUUACACCGUUGCCUCACACGGCCCAUUCCGCUCCCAAUACCGAGGCUUGAAUUAUGUAAUGAACACGGUGUUGUCAUUGCACAUGGUGAUAGCGUUUUUGGUAGCUGUAGUUUUGGACAACACGGUUCCCGGGAGUAAACAAGAACGGGGGGUUUACGUGUGGACUGAAGCAGAAGCGGCUCGAAGGGAGCCCGGUGUGGCUAAGGACUAUGGGUUACCGUUUAGAGUUGGGAAAAUGUUCAGAUGGGUGAGAUGGGUUGGGCUUUAGUGGGCCAUCAAAGAAAAUUUUGCCACGGGUUUGUAGUUGUGAAUGGGUCGGGUUGAGUUGGGCUGGGUUGGUGUGUGUACAUUGGACAGGGGGUUAUGUGUUGUAAUGUUAAAUUUUUUUUUU
This is a messenger RNA of Lactuca virosa, 2475 nucleotides long. The record is from the annotation of a GenBank genome assembly. NCBI's taxonomy places the organism in Eukaryota, Viridiplantae, Streptophyta, Magnoliopsida, Asterales, Asteraceae.